AUGAGUCGCUCUCCUUUCCGCCCCUCGACUCCCGCAACUAUGAACGCUGCCGAUAAACAAAACGGCAGCCAUCUCGGCAAACCACUUACACCCGCCCUCAGUGCUGCCUUUCAUCGCUCUCAGAAAACUCCUCUCACUCCCCGGCUAGCCACCCCCGGUGGAUAUCGCACUCCCAAACGUCUGACCCCCUCCGAACAUCCCUCGUCCGCCCCCUCCAAGCGGGAUCCCGAGCCAUCCCUGCUCAGUGCCAAUGUUACCCCUCGCUCCGGCUCCCGCAACAGCAGACGCGAUGGUGCCGUCACCUCCCCAAACAACACCCCCACGAAUGGGUCACAAUCACCACAGGUCUCCUGGGCACAACCACAUGUGGGCCAGGUGUCAAAUACGGGGCGACUCCGGACGGAGCGGAGUCCGGUUCGCGGGGGAAUGCUGGAACCAGCCAGGACAACCCGGGCCAGGACGGUGACGAUCGAGUCCAACCAUCUUUCCCGACCGAAUUCGUCGUCGGACAAUUCGUCCGGGGCACCCAUGUUCUUCCAUGCGUCGGAUGCACGGUCGACGAUUUCUGAACAGGAGCCCCGACCGAAACUGCAGAGCAAACCUUCCGCCACCACCUUUGUCUACGCCAACGGGGCACAAGAACGACAGACUGCUGUGAGUGAGCUUGGUGGUACAAACUACAAACGCCGGUCGACGGGCCUGACGCGAUCGGUGGUGUCCGCGAAACCGUCUGCGUCGCCGCGGCUGCGACCGGCCAGGGUCGACUCGAACCCGCGGCUGUCAGACGGCCCCUCCCAAGUGGGGUCCCAGUUAGACGAUUCAUUUGAAACCGGAUCUCAGGGUCACAGUCCACCGCUGAGCAGCGUAUCCGCGCGACCGAUUCCCGCCGUGCGACACAUCAAAUCGUCGAGUCUCGACUCGGCCAACAGUGGGCUGUCUCCCCCUCAGCGGGAACCGCUACGGCCAAGCCCGCUUAUCAUCUCCCCGUCGGAACCCCGGCUGGAUGCCAACAACAUUGCGUCGGAGCCACUCCCGGGUCUUCGACCGCGGGUGUUUAGCAAUGGGUCUAUUGCUUCGGUGGACACACAUAAUUCGGGGAUGCAGAGCCCGUCCAAGUCGGAAAGCGGACAGGGCAAUGGCGUCGCCCUGAAUAAUGCGCGGACGGAGCGGAAGAUCCUCGAUCUGGAAAUCAGCAACUCAUCGCUUCUCGCCAUCAACCGCACGCUCGAACGCGAGAUGCGGAAGCAGAACGCGGAGCUGCGCCGAUACCGCCGCCUCAGUCGCUCGGGCCGUCUAUCCAUGGCGCCGUCCAGUCGGUCCGUGUCGGACGCUCUCUCGAUCCCGGCUGAGAUCACGGAGGGCAGCGAACACUCGUCGGUGCGAUCACCGGAAGAGCUGUCCGACUUUAGCGACGAAGAAUCCGUGGAUGACGGAGUGAUCAGUCCCGACUCGCAGGCCGACCCGGACACGCAGCAUCGGGCGCGAGACGAGAAACGGUUUCUGAUUGAUCUGGCAAAACACCAGGAGCUCCUCGCGGACAGUCAGCGAAUGAACCAGAGCCUGAAGCGGUGUCUGGGCUGGACGGAAGAACUGAUCAAAGAAGCGCAGCGAGCUCUGGAAUACAAUGUGCAUGUGAACGACGUGCAACUGGGCGGCCGCGUGCUCAACCCGGAAGAGCUGCACGAGCUAGAGCUGCGCGAGCUGCGCGAGCUCGAGGAGCAGGGACAAAACCCAUUCUUCGCGCCCUCACACCCAACCACCCCCACCACGGGCACCGGCCUCUCAUUCAACACCCACCUCACAAACUCCCCGGUCCCUUCCACGCCACUCAAAUCCGGAUUGACAUACACCCCCUCCCCCAACUCCCUAAAUCCACCCUCCACCACCUCCCCCGGACACCUCCACACCUCCGUCACCAAUCUCGCCCCAAACGGCGCAAUCUCAUUCAACCGAAACGUCCGAUUCCGCGGCACCUGA
This is a messenger RNA of Aspergillus ibericus CBS 121593, 1977 nucleotides long. RefSeq lists its product as uncharacterized. The transcript is spliced from 2 exons. The coding region runs from base 1 to 1977 and encodes 658 amino acids. NCBI's taxonomy places the organism in Eukaryota, Fungi, Ascomycota, Eurotiomycetes, Eurotiales, Aspergillaceae. The record is from RefSeq and is a predicted model, not a curated record.